CUCAGCUAACAUGGCCGUCUCCAGCCAAUGUUGUUGUCGUCGUCAGACAUUGGGACUUUGGUAAUAGAAAACGGUGACCAAUGCUUUUAUUUUGGGUGGAAUACUUGCCCAGAAAGGAAGCCAAGACGCAACCGGUGCUUCUUCCUCUGUCUUUCUCUCUCUUUCUUUCACCCACCGCACACUAACCCGCCACCCGCCUUUUGAGGCAUGUGAGGCUCUCCGGGGGAUCGGUGCCCCAUCCCGGCCCGUGUCUGGUGGUCCCUGUUGCUUCGUUCUUCGUGGCCCGUCGAGUCAAACGCGUGUUGAGCCGAGAGAAGCUCGAGGCUUGAUGGGUUCUAGCCGUACCUGUACCGCAAAUCUUGACGCCCAGUCUCCACACCCCUCCCCCCGAUUAGAAAUUCUCUUCUGCCGUCAACCGGUCGGGGGGUUUCUUUGUGAAGGUUGACUCUUUCUUUGCCUUGUUCUUGUGUGUGACUCGUCGACGGUCUGUUUCCUGGGCUAGUACUUAGAUGCGAGGGACCCGUUACGCCGCCUCGUCGCCUCAAACCGAUAUCAGUCAUUCUUGUCUCCCCAUGUUGUAAGGUUUAUGUUUCGAUAACCUAAAACCGCGACAAAGAUCAUCUAUCUCAUCCGAGGAAGAGCAGCAGCUAUAAUCGAGUUUUUACCUAUCUUCAAUCAAACCCCCCCACCGAUAUCUCGCCGCCCCUCGACUAUCGUGCCCACACAGACACGGAUCCGAUGGCCCGGCACGAUGACGCCGAGCGGGACGCCGGCCCCGACGGCCAGCCUGCCGAGUUCGACGUCGAGUUCCUCGGCCGACAGCGGCCCGCCGUCUUUGCCUCGCAGUGGUCCGAACUGGGCUUCUGCUUCUCCCUCUUGGGGUCCAUGUUGAUGGCGGAGUACUUCGUCAGCGGCUUUCACAUCAUCCUCCCGCCCCUCGCGUCGGAGCUCGACAUCCCCGCCGCCUCCCAGACCUGGCCGUCCAGCGUCUUCUCCCUCGUCACGGGGGCCUUCCUGCUGCCCCUCGGCCGCCUCGGCGACAUGUACGGCGGCUACCUGACCUUCAACGCCGGCCUCGCCUGGUUCUUCGUCUGGUGCCUCGUCGCCGGCUUCAGCAACAACUACCUCAUGCUCAUCGUCUGCCGCGCUCUCCAGGGGCUCGGCUCCGCCGCCUACCUGCCCGCCGGCAUCAUGCUCCUCGGCAAGACCUACCGCCCCGGCCCGCGCAAGAACCUCGUCUUCGCCCUGUACGGCGCCUUCGCGCCCGUCGGCUUCUUCUUCGGCAUCCUCAUCGGCGGCGUGUCGGGCCAGUUCCUCAGCUGGCGCUGGUACUUUUGGCUCGGCAGCAUCGUGCUCGGCAUCGUCGCCGCCGUGUCGUUCCUGACCAUCCCGCGCGACUUCCGCCGUCGGGACGGUAGCAGUAGCGGUAGCGGCGAGGAAAGCGACGACGACAAGCGCCGCAGAGAGAUCCGCAUGGACUGGUGGGGCGUCGCCACCAUCGUCCCCGGCCUGCUGCUCGUCGUCUACGCUGUCACCGACAGCUCGCACGCGCCCAACGGGUGGGCGAGCCCGCAGAUUAUCGUCACACUCGUGCUGGGCGUCGCCCUGCUCGUGGCCGCCUGGUACGUCGAGAGCCGCGUCGCCGCCCAGCCGCUGCUGCCGGGUGACCUCUUCGCGCCCCGGUCCAUGAAGACGCUCGUGGCGGCGCUCUUCUUCGCCUACGGCACCUUCGGCCUCUUCCUCUUCUACUCGAGCUUCUACAUCGAGACGGUGCUGCACAAGUCGCCGCUGCUGACGGCCGUGUGGUACGUGCCGCUCAUCGUCGGCGGCGUCGUCAUCGGCACCGUCGGCGGCUUCACGCUGCACCUGCUCCCCGGCCGCAUCCUGCUCGCCAUCUCGGGCACGGGCAACGUGCUGAGCGUGCUGCUCUUCGCCAUCAUCCCCGAGAACCCAAACUACUGGGCCUACGUGUUCCCGGCCAUGGUGUGCGGCACCAUCGGCAUCGACAUCACCUACACGGUCAGCAACGUCUUCAUCACGACGAACCUGCCGGCCCACCGCCAGGGCCUCGCCGGCGCCCUCAUCAACAGCCUGCUGUUCCUGGGCAUCAGCUUCUUCCUCGGCAUUGGCGACGUCGUCGUCGGCGAGACAGCCCACCUCGGGCUGAGGAAGAGCUACCAGGCGGCCUUUUGGCUGGCCACCGGCGUCGCGGGUGUCGCGCUGCUGCUCUACGCCUUUGUCCGGAUCGGGUCCGCCAAGAGCGACCUGACGAUGGAGGAGCGUGAGCAGCUCGAGGCCGAAGCGCGGCAGCAGGCACAAGACACGACGGCGACGGCAGCGGCAGCAACCCCGGCCUCGGAGAACGUGAUGCAGGGCGCCGACAGCAACGACACAUCAGCGACGGCGACCGACACGGACGCGGAGAAAUCAAAACCGCCAGCGCCGGAGGGACAUGUUCCGGGGGGAAGAUGAAGAGCAGGCUGGCCGCUUGACGUGAAAGCGCAUGACGCCCAUAU
This is a messenger RNA of Colletotrichum destructivum, 2516 nucleotides long. RefSeq names its product Putative major facilitator superfamily, MFS transporter superfamily. Gene Ontology annotation, cellular component: membrane. Lineage: Eukaryota; Fungi; Ascomycota; Sordariomycetes; Glomerellales; Glomerellaceae. The coding region runs from base 739 to 2472 and encodes 577 amino acids. Gene Ontology annotation, molecular function: transmembrane transporter activity. The transcript has 2 exons. The record is from RefSeq and is a predicted model, not a curated record. Gene Ontology annotation, biological process: transmembrane transport.